Alligator sinensis (Chinese alligator) is the source of this 10709-nucleotide messenger RNA. RefSeq names its product FRAS1 related extracellular matrix protein 2 (gene FREM2). NCBI's taxonomy places the organism in Eukaryota, Metazoa, Chordata, Crocodylia, Alligatoridae. Bases 105 to 8717 code for a protein of 2870 amino acids. Gene Ontology annotation, cellular component: membrane. The transcript has 26 exons. Gene Ontology annotation, biological process: cell communication. The record is from RefSeq and is a predicted model, not a curated record.
AGCUGCGGGCCCCCGGGGAGCCACUCCAGCGGGAGCACUUCCAGGUGCUGGUGCGGAUCCGGGCGGGCACCGAGAACGCGGCACCCAAGCCCAGCUUCGUGGCCAUGCUCAUGAUGGAGGUGGACCAGUUCGUGCUGACCGCCCUGACGCCCGACAUGCUGGCGGCUGAGGAUGCCGAGUCGCCCGCCGACCUGCUGCUCUUCAAUGUCACCUCACCUCUGGGCCCUGGGCAGGGCUGCUUGGUGAGCACGGAUGACCGGAGCCUGCCUGUGACCACCUUCAGCCAGCGGGACGUGCAGGAGCUGCGCAUCGCCUACCAGCCACCCUCUCAGGACUCAGAGCACGAGCGCCUCUUCGAGCUGGAGCUGGAGGUGCUGGACCCUGAGGGCGCUGCCUCGGAGCCCUUUGCCUUCAUGAUUGUGGUGAAGCCCAUGAACACGCUGGCACCCGUCGUCACCCGCAACACAGGGCUGCUGCUCUAUGAGGGGCAGUCACGGCCGCUGGCCGGGCCAGCCACCGAGCCCAGCCUGGUCAUCAGCGAUGAGGAUGACCUGGAGCAGGUGCGGGUGAGCGUGGUGGCGGGGCUGAGGCAUGGCCACCUUGUCCUGCUGGAGGAGCCCGGCAUGGGUAAGCCCCAGGCUGCAGCUGCUGCACCUCGCAAGCACUUCACCGUGGGAGAGCUGGAGGCCAGAAGGAUCAUCUACCAGCAUGACGGCAGUGAGUCACCACUCAGUGACAACCUGGUGCUGCGGCUGGAGGACAGCGGUGCCCGGCACCGUGUUGAGUUUCUUUUCCCCAUCACCCUGGUGCCUGCUGAUGACCAGCCACCCCUUCUUAAUGCCAACACUGGAUUGGACCUGGCGGAGGGCGACAUGGUGCCCAUCCCCACACGUGCCCUCAGCGCCACCGACAUUGACUCGGACAAUGCUGUGCUGCAGUUUGUACUGGAAUCAGGCCCCUCUGCAGGGCAGCUGCUGCUCCGCCAGGAUCAGCCACCCCCUGGCUGGGAGGAGGAGGGUGGGAGAUCCCACUGGCAGAGGGUGCCAGGCCUGCUUGGGGGGCCCCCGGUAUAUGAAAGACCAGUGAAUGAGUGGCUGCAGCAGGACAUUGUGGAGGGCCAUCUCUUCUACCGGCACCUCGGCUCCCACAGCCCCGGCCCUGGGGUGGUGCUGGAUCAAUUCACCUUUAGAGUGCAGGAUGACAAUGACCCACCCAACCGCUCUGGGCCACAGAGCUUUGUGAUCCGGGUUCACCCGGUGGACCGGCUACCCCCAGAACUGUUUAGUGGCAGCAGCCUGCACCUAGUGGUGGCAGAGCAGCAGGUGACCCCACUGCGGAGGAAGCACCUGCGCUACACAGACCAGGACUCUGGGGACCGGGAGCUGCGCUAUACUGUCACCCAGCCCCCCACCGACACUGACACCAACCACCCCCAGGGGGUCCGUCUGGGGUCCCUGGUGCUCACUGAUGACCACUCAGUGGAGGUGACCCAUUUCACCCAGGCCCAGAUCAACCACCACAAGAUUUCCUACCAGCCCCCGCAGGAGGAGCUGGGGGUGGCUCCCCGCCUGGCCCAGUUCCGAUACAUAGUGGAGGAUGUGGCUGGUAAUGCAGCUGAAGGCACUUUCACUAUUUACCUGCAGCCUGUUGACAACCAGCCACCUGCAAUCACCAACACUGGCUUCACUGUGCCUGAAGGAGGCAGUCAUGUCCUGAGCCUAAAUGAGCUGGAUGCCAGGGACACGGACACUGAGCCCAACCAUCUCCGGUUCAUUCUGACCCAGGCUCCUUGGUACGGGCAGUUGCAGCUCUCUGGGCACAGAUUGCCCAUGGGAGCAACCUUUGGCCUUGAGGAUAUCAGACAAGGCAGGGUGGCUUAUACACACAGUGGGGCAGAGUCCAGUGGUGAUGUUUGCAGCCUGGACGUGAGCGAUGGGGUCCAUGCAGUCCCCAUUGUGUUGAAGGUGACUGUACACCCUGUGGAUGAUGAGGUGCCCACUUUAAGACUACCCCCAGGCACCCUUGGUUCCUACCUGGAUGUGUUGGAGAAUGGUGCUGCUGAGAUCACCACUAAUGUCAUCCAAGGCACGGAUGAAGAUACAGAUGACUUGAUGCUGACUUUCAUUGUGGAGGAUCCUCCUCAGCAUGGGGACAUCCUGGUUCAUGGGGUGCCUGCAGAGAGGUUUUCCCAGAGGGAGGUGCUGGAUGGGGCAGUGGUGUAUGCUCACACUGGUGGUGAAAUAGGACUGCUCCCCAAAGAAGAUGCCUUCAACCUCACCCUAUCCGACAUGUCUGAGGAGUGGAGCAUUGGGGGUAAUAUUGUUCAGGGGGUGUCAGUCCUGGUGACCAUUCUCCCCGUUGACAGCCAAGCCCCAGAAAUUUUUGUGGGGGAACAUUUCAUGGUGGUAGAGGGUGACAAAAGGGUUAUUACAUCCUCUCAUCUAAGAACUGAGGAUAUGGACACUCCAACUGAUGAUAUACUUUGCACCAUUGUUGCUCAGCCCACCUCCGGUUAUGUAGAGAACAUCUCUCCAGCCCCGGGAUCAGAAAAAUCGAGAGCAGGUACAGCCAUAAGUGCCUUCACUUUUAAAGACCUCAGACAAGGACAUAUUUAUUAUGUUCAAAGCAUCCAUAAGGGGGUGGAACCUAUUGAAGACAGGUUCACUUUCCGCUGCUCUGAUGGCAUUAACUUUUCUGAAAGGCACUUCUUCCCCAUUGUCAUCAUCCCAACCAAUGAUGAAGAACCCGAAAUCUUUAUGAGAGAGUUUGUUGUCAUGGAAGGCAUGAGCCUGGUUAUUGAUACUCCCAUCCUCAAUGCAGUAGACGGGGACAUCCCUGCUGAUGAGCUGACCUUCACUAUCACCAGGUUUCCCAGUCAUGGCCACAUCUUGAACCAGCUGAUCAAUGGGACAGUCCUAGUGGAGAGCUUUACUCUGGAUCAGAUAACUGAGAGCUCCAGCAUCAUGUAUGAACAUGAUGACUCUGAGACAAAGGAAGACAGUUUUGUGGUAAAACUCUCAGAUGGUAAACAUACUGCAGAGAAAACUGUGCUCAUCCUGAUUAUUCCAGUAGAUGAUGAGACACCCAGAAUGACCAUCAAUGAUGGACUGGAAAUUGAAAUCAGGGAAACAAAAAUUAUUCACAACAGAAUCCUGAAAGCUACUGAUCUAGAUUCUGAAGACAAAACUUUGACUUACAUUAUAAGGUAUGGGCCAAGACAAGGGCUCUUACAAAGAAUAAAGCCUUUGGGUGAGGUUCAGAAUAUCACACUGGGAAUGAACUUUACCCAAGAUGAAGUGGACAGAAACUUAAUUCGGUAUGUGCAUUUUGGCCAAGAGGGUAUUCGGGAUCUCAUCAAGUUUGAUAUAACAGAUGGCAUAAAUCCUUUCAUUGACCGCUACUUUUAUGUGACCAUUGGCAACACUGAUAUUGUCUUUCCAGAUGUGAUUAGCAAAGGGGUUUCCCUGAAGGAAGGGGGGAGAGUAACACUUACUACAGACUUGCUGAGCACCAGUGACUUGAACAGCCCAGAUGAGAACUUGGUUUUCACUAUUACCAGGCCACCUGUUCGUGGUCAUCUUGAAUGCACAGACCAGCCUAGUGUACGCAUCACAACCUUUACUCAGCUUCAGUUGGCAGGCAAUAAAAUUUACUACAUUCACACUUCAGAAGAUGAGGUGAAAAUGGAUAGUUUUGAGUUUGAAGUAACCGAUGGUUAUAAUCCAGUGUUUCGCACCUUCCGUAUUUCCAUUAGUGAUGUGGACAACAAAAAGCCAGUGGUCACAAUACAUAAUCUGGUAAUGAGUGAAAAUGAAAAUAAGCUGAUCACACCUUUUGAAUUGACUGUGGAGGACAGAGAUACACCUGAUACGUUGCUAAAAUUUAUCAUCACCCAAGUACCAGUUCAUGGUCAGGUUAUGUUCAAUAACACCAAACCAGUCACAUCCUUUAGCAAACAAGAUCUGAAUGAAAAUCUUAUCAGCUACAAGCAUGACGGCACAGAGUCCACUGAAGAUAGCUUCUCUUUCACAGUUACAGAUGGCACCCACACUGACUUUUACGUCUUCCCCAACACUGUAUUUGAAACAAGAAGACCCCAAACAAUGAAAAUUCAGAUAAUGUCUGUGGACAGUAGUGUACCUCAGGUUAUAAUAAACAAAGGAGCCCCAACUCUCCGUGUAUUAGCUACUGGCCACUUGGGUUUUAUGAUUACCAACAAAGUGCUCAAAGUGGAAGACAGAGACAGCUUGCACGUUACCCUCAAGAUCAGCAUCACGGAGGCCCCUCGCCAUGGCUUCCUGAUUCACCUUGGAAAAGGCAACCAUAGUAUCAGUCAGUUCACACAAGCUGAUGUAGAUGACAUGAAGAUAUGCUACAUUUUAAGAGAAGGUGAUAAUGCAACAAGUGACAUUUUCUACUUUUCUGUUGAAGAUGGUGAAUCUCAAGAUACUUGUCAGUGGAGCAGAGUACUAAGAGGCAAUAAGCUUAAGGGUCAGCAUUUUCGAUUGAACUGGGCCUGGAUCUCCCUAGAGAGAGAAUAUUACUUGGUAAAUGAAGACUCAAAAUAUCUAGAUGUCAUUCUUAAACGGAGAGGUUACUUGGGAGAAACUUCAUUUAUUAGCAUUAGCACUAGAGAUGGUACAGCUGAGAAAGAUAAGGACUUUAAAGGAAAAGCACAGAAGCAAGUGCAGUUCAAUCCUGGCCAAACCUUAGCUACAUGGAGGGUGCGGAUUUUGAGUGAUGGUGAACAUGAGCAAUCAGAGACCUUUCAAAUUGUGCUUUCUGAGCCAGUCAUGGCUGUUCUAGAGUUUCCUGAAGUGGCUACAGUGGAGGUGAUUGACCCGGGAGAUGAAUCAACUGUCUUUAUACCUCAGUCAGUCUACACCAUUGAAGAAGAUAUUGGUGAACUGUUCAUUCCAGUCAGAAGAAGUGGAGACGUUAGCCAGGAAUUAAUGGUUAUCUGCUAUACCCAGCAAGGCACAGCAACUGGUACUGUUCCAACAUCUGUGCUGUCCUACUCUGACUACAUAUCCAGGCCUGAGGACCAUAACAGCAUUAUACGGUUUGACAAGGAUGAAAGGGAGAAAAUGUGUCGUAUUGUCAUCAUAGACGAUUCCUUGUAUGAAGAGGCUGAGACAUUUGAUGUUCUUCUGAGCAUGCCAAUGGGUGGAAGAAUUGGUUCAGAAUUCCCAGGAACUCAGAUUACAAUCGUGCCUGACAAAGAUGAUGAACCAGCUUUCUACUUUGGAGAUGAUGAAUACUAUGUAGAUGAAAGUGCUGGCUUCGUUGAGGUGCACGUCUGGAGAACAGGAACAGAUCUCUCUAAAUCUGCUACUGUUACAGUGAGGUCUCGCAAAUCUGAACCGGUAACUGCAGAGGCUGGGGUAGAUUAUGUAGGUAUCAGCCGUAAUUUGGAUUUUGCACCCGGAGUUAACAUGCAGACUUUCCGUGUGGUCAUUCUGGAUGACCUUGGACAGCCAGUGCUAGAGGGAGUUGAGAAGUUUGAGCUUGUGCUAAGAAUGCCCAUGAGUGCCACCCUUGGAGAACCAAGCAAAGCCACUGUCUUCAUCAAUGACUCAGUCUCUGAUUUGCCUAAGAUGCAAUUUAAAGAGCCUGUAUACACAAGCAAUGAAAAUGAUGGAGAGAUUUCUGCCAUGAUAUACAGGAGUGGGGAUACCCGCUACACAUCUACAGUGCGAUGUUACACUCGGCAGGGAUCAGCCCAGGUAAUGAUGGACUUUGAAGAGCGUCCUAACACUGACAGUUCCACCAUCACCUUCCUCCCUGGUGAGACUGAGAAACCUUGCACCCUUGUCCUUAUGGAUGAUACUGUCCAUGAAGAAGAAGAGGAGCUGCGUCUGGUUCUUGGCACACCACAAAGUGAUUCUUUCUUUGGUGCUUCUGUUGGUGAACAAAAUGAAACCUUAAUAAAGAUCAGAGAUCACGCAGAUAAGGCUAUUAUUACAUUUGGAGAGACUAAAUUUAGUGUAAGUGAACCAAAAGAUGCAGGAGAACUGACAGUGGUAAAAAUUCCAGUGCUUCGUUUGGGUGAUACAUCAAAGGUCUCCAUUGUGAGAGUUCACACAAAGGAUGGCUCUGCUACAUCAGGAGAAGACUACCACCCUGUGUCAGAAGAAAUUGAAUUCAAGGAAGGUGAAACGCAGCACUUUGUGGACAUUGAAAUUCUUUUUGAUGGAGUUAGAGAAAUGAGAGAAGCCUUCACUAUUCAUCUGAAGCCUGAUGAGAACAUGGUGGCAGAGAUACAGACAACUAAGGCCAUUGUAUACAUUGAAGAAAUGAACAGCAUGGCAGAUGUUACCUUCCCCUCAAUCCCUCAAGUUGUAUCCCUUUUGAUAUAUGAUGAUACUUCCAGAACCAAAGAAAGAAUUAAUCCGGUGGCUGGCUAUCCUGUUGUCUGUAUCACAGCUUGCAAUCCUAAAUAUGCAGAUUAUGACAAGACAGGUUCGAUAUGUGUGAGCGAAAAUAUCAACAACACCCUGACUCGUUACCGAUGGCUGGUUAGCGCACCCACUGGCUCUGAUGGUGUAACCAGCCCCAUGAGAGAAGUUGAUUUUGAUACUUUCUUCACUUCAUCCAAGUUAAUCACACUGGACUCCAUUUACUUCCAAGCGGGGUCCAGGGUCCAAUGUGCAGCCCGUGCUGUGAAUUCAGAUGGAAAUGAAGGCCUGGAGCUCAUGAGCCCUAUUGUAGCAAUAAGCAUGGAUGAGGGUCUUUGCCAGCCUCGUAUCCCAGGAGUAGUUGGAGCAGAACCAUUUUCUGCCAAGCUGCGCUAUACUGGCCCAGAAGAUCCCGACUAUACAAAUCUCAUAAAGUUGACUGUCACAAUGCCACACAUUGAUGGCAUGCUGCCCAUUAUCUCUACAAGAGAACUGUCCAACUUUGAGUUAACCCUCAGCCCUGAUGGAACUCGAGUUGGAAACCACAAGUGCUCUAACCUUUUGGACUACACAGAAGUGAAGACUCACCAUGGUUUUUUGACUGAUGCUACCAAAAAUCCAGAUGUGAUUGGAGAGACCAUUCCCUAUCAAUAUAGUGCAACGAUCAGGGGCUCCAAUACCUUACGCUUCUACCGAAAUCUGAACUUGGAAGCCUGUUUAUGGGAGUUUGUUAGCUACUAUGACAUGUCUGAGCUCCUCACUGAUUGUGGAGGCACCAUUGGUACAGAUGGACAGGUCCUCAACCUAGUGCAGUCCUACGUGACCUUGCGAGUCCCUUUGUAUGUCUCAUACGUUUUCCAUUCGCCAGUGGGGGUAGGUGGUUGGCAGCAUUUUGACCUUCAGUCUGAACUUCGGCUGACUUUUGUAUAUGACACUGCCAUCUUGUGGAAGGAUGGAAUCGGUAGCCCACCUGAAGCAGAACUUCAGGGUUCUCUCUACCCAACUAGCAUGCGCAUCAGUGAAGAAGGGCGCUUAGUUGUCAACUUUAAGACUGAAGCCCGAUUUCAUGGCUUGUUUGUGAUGUCUCACCAAGCAUCCUCUCUGAGUUCCAUGGUCAUGUCAGCUGAUCACCCAGGCCUAACAUUUAGCCUCAGCCUCGUGCGAAGUGAGCCAACCUACAACCAACCCAUCCAGCAAUGGAGCUUUGUUUCAGAUUUUGCGGUACGAGACUAUUCUGGAACAUAUACCGUGAAGGUGAUAGCUUGUACUACUGCACCUCAUCAAGAAUAUAGUCUCCCAGUGAUCUGCAAUCCUCAAGAACCGAUUACAUUUGACCUUGAUAUUCGAUUCCAACAGGUCAGUGAUCCAGUGGCUGCUGAGUUCAGCUUGAAUACCCAGAUGUACCUCCUUUCUAAGAAGAAUCUCUGGUUAUCUGAUGGAUCAGUGGGAUUUGGACAGGAGAGCGAUGUUGCUUUCACAGAAGGUGAUAUUAUAUAUGUUCGGGUGAUGGUGGAUCCAGUGCAGAACUUGGGUGAUUCCUUCUACUGUAGCAUUGAGAAGGUUUUCCUUUGUACUGGAGCUGAUGGAUAUGUACCCAAGUACAAUCCACCUGACACUGAAUAUGGCUGUUUAGCUGAUUCUCCAUCCCUCUUAUACAGAUUUAAGAUAGUGGACAAAGCUCAGCCUGAAACACAAGCCACAAGCUUUGGGGAUGUCCUUUUUAAUGCAAAACUAGCAAUAGAUGACCCAGAAGCAAUUCCUUUAGUCAACCAACCGGGUUCUGAUGGAUUUAAAGUAGACUCAACUCCACUGUUUCAGGUGUCUUUAGGUAGAGAAUGGUAUAUACACACAAUCUACACUGUAAGAUCAAAAGAAAAUGCCAACCGAGGUAUUGGCAAAAGAAGUGUGGAAUACAAGUACCACUCUGUCAUCAGUGGUGGGAAUUCAGUGCAGAUACGCCAGAAGAGAGGGGUCAAAGAAUCUCCAGAACUCGCUAAAGAAAUCGGGAGAGAAAACAACAGAGGAACAAACAUUCAGCACAUAGCCCUAGACCGCACCAAUAAGAAACAGAUUCCCCAGAGGGAAGUUACUGUCAGUGGAAUUCUCCCCAGGGAACUGAAUAACCGCACCCCAGAAGUCAACAUAGUCACAAUCAUUGGUGGAGUUGCAGCUGUUUUCCUCACCAUCUGUUUAGCUGCAAUCAUUAUUUUGCUGUUAAAGCAUAAACAGAACUCAGAGAAGGAAGCUGCGAAGGAAUCAGGCAGUAGUGAGCCAAUGAUGCCACCACAUAAUUACACCAGUGACAGCUCAGAGGUUUGAUGACCAUGAGACAAUACCAUGGGAAUGGAACCAAUCUCCAGAGUGCCUUGAAACAAAAUUGAACUGCACCUUGUUAGCAGAAAGUCACCAUUACCCGCAGGAAUAAAACAUUUCCGUGGCUCUAGAUGUACUUGAAAAUUUUGAUUUGAACUCUUGCUACUAUUCUCAGACACCAAGGAAGAAUCCAAAUGAGCCUCCUGUUUUGUACACUAGGCCAUCCUGACGCCCUUACAUCAUGCACUAGUGUUGAGUGGCACUGCAAGAAACUGCAUUGUGAGGAAGAGCUUUUUGUUUUGGUUUUGUGAGGUGUUUUUGCAUUAAAAAAGAGAAGAAACUUUUCAAAGGUGCUAGUGAGCCCCUCUUUCCAGUCCAAGAGGAAGUCUGCUCUCACUGUCCUCUUGAACACCUAAGAAGUUACAAGGCUUACGCUUUUUAGUCAGGUUUUUAAUUUUUCUCCCAAAGACCUAGGGGUUGCUUGUAGUCUGAAGAGUGGCAAAAUUCCUCAGGCCUAAUUCUUCCCAGGUAUAAAUCUUUUUGCUUCAGUUAAAUUGCACCAAGAAUGAAUUUCAGCCCUUACAUGUAACUGGACUUUUCCAAAAGGCAGCUAGAUUAGACAGUACCACAUUAUAACAAGGCACAUAUCCUGGUAUACAUUUACUUUCUCUUUUGUAGGGAUUUACAAUCAACUCUUUUUUUCUUUAUUUAAAUUUAUAUAAAACCAAAGAAUAUAAUAACGUCCAGAAGGAAGCUUGAUUUUAUAGAAGUAGGACAGUUUUGUCCUCUUAAGUUUAUAAAAGCAUUGUACAACACAUUGUUUUUGUCAGUGCACAUCCCAUUUUGGGAAAUGUGAGCUUUGCUAGCAUUUCAGUGUGUGGAGGAAGAUUAGUGUUAGAUUCAAAGUGCAGAAGACAAAGUUCUGUUUGAACUGAGCCUAGGAGCUGAGAUGUUAAAUCCAGUGAUUAAAAGUUAGUUACCAUGUUAGCAGCAACAAUGUGAAGAAAAAAAAAAAAGCAUUUAUUGGGAGAAAGUAGUAUUUAUUAAAGUUAAUGCAUAAUCAUUGCACCUCUUGAUGAACAUGCUGUUUUUUAUGAGUAACUGUACUUUUGGAAGGAUGAUUCUCUCAGCCAUUUUGGUUCAAUUGUGUUUCACUGAAGUGUUUUUCAGUGCUUAUCUGGCUAAGACAAGAUCCAUCCAAAAGUAUCUUGCCAGCUUCUGGUCCCCAAAAGCUCUGCAAUCUUCAGUCCAUGCUAUGAAAGUUAAACCAGAAUGAGUUCAGGAUCAGACUCCCAGGAUGUUCUAGAAUGGUUUUUUCCCCUACACAGAAUUCUGAAGAGAAGGAGUUUUGUGGGUGGUAUCUUUUAUUGUACCAGCUGUAUGGCUGGGAUAAAUUUAGACAAGCUUUCAAAUGCAGGACCUGAUGGCAAAUGCACUGCAUUCAAGAGCUUGUCCAAACCUAUUCCAACCAUGCAGUUGGUUCAGUAAAAGAUAUCAUCCCCAAAAAUUCAUGCCUUUUUCCAGGACCAAUACAGGUACAUCACUCCAACAGUAUCCCAAAGGAAUAUAUUCCAACCUCUAUUGCUCUGGAUUUACACUGAUUAGAUUCCACUGAUUUAAAAGGAAUGCUCCAGGUUUACCUCAACGUGGAUUAUAUCUGAAUGUAGCCCACUGAUUCGGGUUUCCUUUUUAGAACUGUAUAAUUGAAAGACAGUUUCAGCAAGUAAAUUCCACUCUUAGAGGUAUGUGACCAUAUCCUAUUUAAAUCAGCCUGAGAGCAGAUAAGCCUUCAAUAUUACCGAAAAUAUUUCACUCUUGAAACCAUUAUUCAGAGAAGUCCAAGAAGCAUCCAGUUUACUGUGUCUUUACCCUGCUGAAUUCAUCAUUUAUUUGCUCUUUUAAUCAUAAAAUCAUAAAGAAGUAGGACUGGAAGGGACCUCCAGAGGUCAUCAAGUCCAACUCCUGCCUGAAGCAGGAACAUCCCUAUCCAAACCAUCC